Messenger RNA from Wasmannia auropunctata (little fire ant), 1088 nucleotides. RefSeq names its product ATP-binding cassette sub-family A member 3-like. The annotation marks the transcript as partial. Gene Ontology annotation, biological process: transmembrane transport; lipid transport. Gene Ontology annotation, molecular function: ATP binding; lipid carrier activity; ABC-type transporter activity. NCBI's taxonomy places the organism in Eukaryota, Metazoa, Arthropoda, Insecta, Hymenoptera, Formicidae. The record is from RefSeq and is a predicted model, not a curated record. The transcript has 5 exons. Gene Ontology annotation, cellular component: intracellular membrane-bounded organelle; membrane.
UCCAGCGCUUGACCGGUGUCACAUCGGUAUUAUAUUGGGGUACAAUGUUCGCUUUUGAUUUUCUGAUACUUACGUUAUGUGUGUUGGUAAUUACUUUAUCACUCUUAUACAUCAUGGAUAUUAUUCUUGAUCUUCGUCUAUAUUAUAUAACAGAAAUAAUGUGCACGAUAUUGCUUCUGGAGUUAUUCGGUGUUAACAUUUUACUUUUUACAUAUCUAUUCAGUUUUAUUAAUAAAUCAAGGAGCACUGUAACAACCAUAUUGAAUGUCGCACCUAUUGACUUUGUUCUUAUACAGUAUUUGCUACAUAACAUAACACACAGUUUUGAUUGGCUUCAUCCGCUAUUCAUUCUGCAAAAGAGAAUAUUCCUUUUAAUUCCUUACUUAAGUUUGUUCCACGGUCAACUAUCUUUUUUCAACGUAUCAUUACAAAAUGCAAGGUGUCGUCGUCUUCCAAAAAAUCUGCAGGAUACAAUUUGCCUUUUAUUAGAAGAAGAUCUUCGUCGUGAUUCUUUGAAUUGCGUAGAUGGAAUGUGCGAGAAUCAAUUAACUUACUUCAAUGACUUCACAAAUGAUAUGAGUUUUGAAGAAUGUAUAGUAUAUCUAGCUCUAACACCAAUUUUAUAUUCUGCUUUAUUAAUUACAAUGGAAGAAAAGCUGUUUUCAAAAUUACUCAUGAAAAUAAUAGGUAGAAAAUUAAGAAAAGAACAAGAUAUAAUGGAUGAUCAAGUGAAGAGGGAGAAACUUGCAGUAGCGGAAGAAAUUAAUAAAAUUAAUAACCAAAGUGUAAAAGUUACGAAAAAAGCAUUGGAAGCAAGUCCCACAGAGAUGCCCAACUUGAAUUCAGUACAAGAUUCCUUAAGUGACGGAAACAGUCUCUUCUUAGUGUAUGAAUUAAGCAAAUAUUAUGGCAAGUUAAUGGCUGUGAAAGAAAUCAGUUUUCGAGUGAAGCCACAGGAAUGUUUUGGAUUACUCGGCGUAAACGAUGCCGGAAAAAAUACAACUUUUAGGAUGCUAACGGGAGAAGAAAUGUCCAAUAGUGGUAUAAUGUACUUAAAGCAAGCUGAAAUCCAUUCGAAUAGGUUCAAG